Messenger RNA from Paramecium tetraurelia, 1469 nucleotides. RefSeq lists its product as uncharacterized. Gene Ontology annotation, cellular component: cytosolic large ribosomal subunit; ribosome. The record is from RefSeq and is a predicted model, not a curated record. NCBI's taxonomy places the organism in Eukaryota, Ciliophora, Oligohymenophorea, Peniculida, Parameciidae. Gene Ontology annotation, biological process: translation. Gene Ontology annotation, molecular function: structural constituent of ribosome; RNA binding. The transcript has 10 exons.
AUGGGAUAAAAUUGCAGUGAAUGCAGUAAUGUUGACAAUGAAAUAACCCUAGAGAGCAGAUAAGUAACAGAACCAGUAUCUUAUCGUUACUUUACAAAAAGUGAAGCCCAAUAUGCUUUGAAUAAUACAGCAGAAGAGUUGAAAAAUAGAAAGGAAAGAGAAAAGAGAUUUACUUUUGAAUUUGAUGAUGGAAGCAAAUAUAUAGGAGAGUGGGUAGGGAAUAAAAGAGAUGGUUAUGGAGUAAUGGAAUGGAAGGAUGGAACUAAAUAUGAAGGAUUUUGGAAAAAUAAUAAAGCGAAUGGAUAAGGAAGAUUCUUGCAUAUAGAUGGGGAUUAUUAUGAAGGAUAGUUUGUAAAUAAUUUAUGCUCUGGUUAUGGUAUAUAUCAAUAUUCUAAUGGACACAGAUAUGAGGGAGAUUGGAAAGAAGAUAAAUUCGAAGGUUUGGGGAAGGAAUUUUGGCCAGAUGGAAGCUAUUAUAUUGGUUCUUAUGUGAAUGGGGAGAAGAACGGAAAAGGGAAAUACAUUUGGGCAGAUGGAAAUUCAUAUGAUGGGGAUUGGUGUAAUAAUAAGAUGAAUGGGUUUGGCAUUUAUAAAUGGAAUAAUGGUUGUAUUUAUAAAGGGGAAUGGCUAGAUAAUAAUAUGCACGGAUAGGGUGAGUAUUUAUGGCCGGAUGGGAAGAAAUAUUGUGGAAACUAUGAAAAUGACAAGAAAAAUGGAUUUGAAAAUAUGAAGGACAAUGGUUUGAUGGCAAAUAGCAUGGAGAGGGCAUAAUUUAUGAAUAGGAUGGCAAUUAUAAGAAAGGGGAAUGGAGAGAAGGGAAGUUAAUUAACUAUAUGGAAAUAUAUUUUAUUUUUAAAUGGUAAUGAAUAUCACAAUUAAUCAUGGUAGGGAGUAGACGCAUAUAAGAAGACAAGAGUAUAAAGGAAUGUUGGAAGAAAAGUAACAUCAACCAACCUCUAUUUGAAAUUAUUAAUCAAGUUAUAUAAAUUCUUAGCCAGAAGAACAGAUUCCAAUUUCAAUGCUACAGUUUUAAGAAGACUUUAAUAAACCAGAACUGCCAGAUAUCCAAUUAGUGUAAGCAGACUUGUGAAAUAAAUUAAUACUGCUAAAGAUAAGACAAGAACAUUGGUUGUAGUUGGGACUGUUACAGAUGAUGUACGUCUUCUCACUGUUCCUAAGAUCAAGGUAUUCACUGAGACAGCCAGAAAGAGAAUUCUUGCAGCUGGAGGAAAAACUUUGACUUUCGAUCAAUUAGCACAAUAAAACCCAACAGGCACAGGAACAAUAUUAUUGAGAGGACCAAGAGUGAGAGAAGAAUUAAAGCAUUUUGGCAGAGCUGCUGGUUUACCAGGAUCUCAUGCAAAACCCUAUGUUAGUCACACUGCAAGAAGAGGAAAAGGUGCAAGAUGAUUGUUUUUAAAGUACAUUAAUAUAUAAAAAAUAAAGAAAUAUUAGUGCAUUUUUUAUUA